UUGCAGAGCUCAGGGCUGCGUUUGCACUAUGUCACAGCUGGCCAGGAGGAGGUGCAGCUCAUGCUGUGUCUGCAUGGAUUCCCCUAGAACUGGUUUGCCUGGCGCUCACUGCAGGAGUUCAAGAGGCAGUUCCGGGUGGUGGCGCUUGACCUGCGGGGCUAUGGGGGUUCAGACGCCCCACGCGGGAAGCAGCAUUACCAGAUGGAGACCCUGCUGGCGGAUGUGCAUGGUGUCAUCCAAGUGCUGGGCUUUACCAAGUGUAUCUUGGUGGGGCAUGACUGGGGUGGCGCCAUUGGAUGGGAGUUCGCUAUGAAUCACCCCGACAUGGUGGAGAAGCUCAUUAUCAUGAAUGCCACCUACUCGUCCAUUCUUAAAGAGUACAUAGCUGGCCACCCCUGCCAGCUGCUGCGCUCCAGCUACAUAUUCAUGUUCCAGCUGCAGAGGCUGCCUGAGCUGCUCUUGUCUUUGGGUGACUUCCAGCAGCUGUUGAAGGACACUUUGGCAGGCAGGAAGGGAGGAAUCCAGAAUCCCAAGUGGCACCUGACAGCACAGGAACUGGAGGCCUACAUAUUCGGCCUCUCCAACAGGAGCCCUAUGCAGUGCAAGGGCAUGCUGGUGCCCAUGCUGGUGAUCUGGGGGGAGGAGGACGUGUACCUGGAGGCUGGGAUGAUUCCCCUCCUGGAGCAGUAUGCGUGCAAGUGCUGCCGCGUGGGGCGCAUCCCUGAGGCCAGCCACUUCGUCAGCGAGGACCAGCCUGACAAGGUCAAUCAGCUGAUCUGGAGCUUCCUGCAGGAGAGUGAUUGA
Molecule: messenger RNA, 804 nt
Organism: Gopherus evgoodei (Goodes thornscrub tortoise)
Lineage: Eukaryota; Metazoa; Chordata; Testudines; Testudinidae
Gene: EPHX3
Product: epoxide hydrolase 3
Molecular function (GO): hydrolase activity
Source: RefSeq, a predicted model, not a curated record